Astyanax mexicanus (Mexican tetra) is the source of this 6354-nucleotide messenger RNA. It is a transcript of the gene gpr4, whose product is annotated as G protein-coupled receptor 4. NCBI's taxonomy places the organism in Eukaryota, Metazoa, Chordata, Actinopteri, Characiformes, Acestrorhamphidae. Gene Ontology annotation, molecular function: G protein-coupled receptor activity. Gene Ontology annotation, cellular component: membrane. The coding region runs from base 764 to 1852 and encodes 362 amino acids. Gene Ontology annotation, biological process: G protein-coupled receptor signaling pathway. The transcript is spliced from 2 exons. The record is from RefSeq and is a predicted model, not a curated record.
GCAGUGCGGUAGUCUGAGAGCUGUACCGGGCUGUAGUGCUGCUGCUGCUGCUGCUGAAAGUGACCGGGGGUUUACUGACUGAGUAUCUGACUGACUGACUGACAGCUGUGUUCCCCUCAGGCUUCAGUCCGGACUGGGCUUUAUUUUACUCUCCAGGAGCUUCAGCUUCAUGAGAUGGACGUCGCUGAUGGAGCCAAGCAAAAUAAAUCAGAGAACAGUGUCCAGUGAACGCAGGGAGGGAGGAGACCAUGCUGUGGAGCCCAGCUGCUGCAUGCUGCUAAAGGAGCAGGCCCUUUAUUUCUCUUCCACUCGUCCACUCGUCACUUGUGAUUUUUCCUCAAGGAUUAAUUUCACUUCAUGGUUGAAGCUGGCUAUGCUGGAAUAACUUUGUGUUAGUUUUCCCGGCAGCCUAUUUUUGUCUCUUUGUCUUUUUUUUUGUGUGUGUUUCUUUGCGGAAAGGUUAAAGGACCAGCCAUGAAGUGUGCUAGAGACAUAUGACACCCUGAGCAAACCAUGCUUCAUCAGCAUGGGCAUGGCCAGUGUUUUCUGUGCCUCAGUCAAAAAACUGAAGACAUAUGAAGACCCAAAGCGAGGAAUGCCCCAUGUGGAGUUUCCUGUCGAAGUGGAUAGUUACGGUGUUGUUGUGUUCAAGCAAAUCUCAACAUUCCUCCACAAUAUGGCCUGACAUGUAAAGAGACAGUAAAGAGAUCAGCGAUUUCUCGAUCAUUACGUCUCUCAAGUCUCGAAAAACACUUAAGAGAUCAUGUGUAACACGACUUGCAAUGUGGACUCAAACAUUGACCAGUUCUUCCAGCCUGUGCUGUACAUUAUUGUUAUCAUCCUUGGCUUCCCUACCAACUGUAUGGCCCUGUGGGCCGCCUACAUGCAGGUGAGACAAAAGAACGAGCUGGGCAUCUACUUAAUCAGCCUGUCUGUGGCUGAUCUUUUGUACAUAGCCACUUUACCACUGUGGAUUGACUACUUCUUGCAACAUGAUAACUGGAUCCAUGGGCCAGGGUCCUGCAAAGUCUUUGGCUUCAUCUUUUACACCAACAUCUACGUCAGCAUCGCGUUCCUCUGCUGCAUUUCCUUGGAUCGCUACUUGGCAGUGGCCUAUCCUCUGAAGUUCGCCAAGGUGCGCUGUGUCAAGACAGCCACUCUGGUUAGCGCCAUCGUUUGGGUUAUAGAAGUGGUUGCCAACUCGGCACCAUUGUUCCACGAUGAGCUCUUCGAAGCGCGCUAUAACCGCACCUUCUGCUUUGAGAAAUAUCCAAUGCAGGACUGGGUGGCAGGCAUGAACCUCUACCGAAUCUUUCUGGGCUUCUUGGCACCCUGGUUCUGUAUGUUAGCAGCAUACAGAGGCAUCCUGAAGGCAGUACGAGGCAACGUCUCGACCGAGCGUCAGGAAAAGGCCAAGAUCAAGAGGCUGGCCCUCAGCCUCAUCCUCAUUGUGCUGCUCUGUUUCGCACCCUACCACGUCCUCCUGCUGUGGCGCAGCGUUCUCUUCAUCAGUAACCCCUGUGACUGCAGAGUAGAGGAGAACCUGUUUGCUGCGUACCACGUGUCUCUCGCGCUCACCAGCCUCAACUGUGUAGCAGAUCCAAUCCUCUACUGCUUCGUCAAUGAAGGAGCUCGCAAUGAUGUGGGCCGCGCCCUGGCCGCCCUGAUGAGACUCUUCCAUCGUGGACAAACCACAGAAACACUGAUGAGCGGCUCAAUCACUGUCGAAACCCCCCUGGCCACCAAGAAGCCAGACCUGUACGGACAGGUCAAGACGAAUUCCUAUAAAAAUGACAUUGAGGUGCUGAAAGAGGAGUGCCUUCAGAUGACCAAAAUUAGUGUUAAAAAUUGAACUUGUGAAGCGAGUGACACGCUUUCUAAUGCAGCCACACUUUGGCUCACUAUACGAGAACUUCAGGGACUGUGUGCCUCAGGAUUUCCCCAAACACAGAUUCCAACUCCUGUCACAGAUCUGUCUUAAAGUGUUGGGAGUAAAACCUGCUCUGUAUGUGAAUGUUACUCCAGAUGCCUUGUUGUUGGUGGUAAUUUGAAUCUGAAACUGUUGUCUCCCUCCAAAAAAUGAGCUUAUCUUACUUACUCUUGUUACUGUGAUGAUUCAGUUCUAAGUGUGUUUCUUUAUUUAUUUUGUAGCUCAUGCCACAGUGAAGCUUAAAACAAAAAGAAUAAGUAAUGUAAAAAGGGCCCCAUAUGAUGCAAGAUUAUCACGGCAGAGCUGUGUUAACUUUUAUAAUGAAGUGCAAAUUUUUUAACUGGUCAUACAAAACUUUUGUUACAUUCUCUAAAACAGUUUAUGCUGCAAACCUCACAAUAGUGAACUGUCAAAACGAUUUAUUACUGUUUUGUGUAAAAUACUGUAAGAUAACAACUAUUGUGCUCAACAUAAACCCCAAUCUUUAAAGUAAAAUACAUCCUUUAGAACAGGACAGGCUUCCGGCAUAGCUUUUUCAUCACACAUAAUAAUCAGAUUUAUCUGCGAAGGUUGCAGGUUUUUAUUCCAGCCAAGCAAAGUCACGUAGUAGUUGUGUUCCAGUACCCAGGCUGAGGCUGAGGUGGUACAAAGACAUCCUUCAAAUCUUUUAGAGCGAUUUAAAGGACGCAACCGAUGUCUCCCUCAUGAUUCCCUGUCACGCACAUUUACAGUUUACGUGGAAAGCGAUAGAAAACUUCAAAAUGAAAAACAGCACAUGGGAAAAUUGAGUGAAAAUGGUGGAAAGCAAAUCCUCUGUCAUUUUGAACUGCUAGAAUCAUUUCUGUGAAUCAAUGAAAAAGCACACAAAUUUCUUCCCAGUGUCACCAUGUGAGGUUCAGACGUGAUAUCAUCACAAAGAAUGCCCUUUUUUUUGGUUUGUAUCCUUGGUUUGAAGUGAAUAUCGCAUGGUGUUGGCUGUUCAGAUUGAGCUUUAUUGUUAUGUAUUGAAUGUGUAUCAGAUUUGAAUUUAAAGUGGUCUAAAUAAUGUCAGAUUCAGUGUAUUUGUGACGUUCACACUGGCACACAAAAAAAAAUACAUCUGGGUAACUUUUACCUGCUGUUUGAACAUAGCUUUAGAGCAGGGAACUCUUCAGUUUUCAGUUCCACAUUUUUACAACUUUACAACUGUAGUUACCAAACCAAUCCUUUAGGGAACAAACUGGGGCAGAUGCAGAUCUGGAGCAGAUCUUCACUCUAGCUCAUCUCACUACAAUAAGGAAAAUGUGGAUCAUCUGGGCAUGCCUAAUACCUGCUUUAGAAAAAAAAAUAGCCACUAUUUAAAUGGUAAAAUUAAACUAAACGUAAAGGAUUUAUUUAGUUUUGAUUCCCAAUUGUUUGAUACACAUCCCACUUUUGUUAGGUGUUUUGGCUAUGAGGGUUAUAAGGGUUUAGAUUUUUACAGAGGUGAGUAAGUAUGUUUAUGAGUAAAUAAAAUGUAGUAAGCUAAAUCAGUGUCUUCAUUGUGAACCAAGGACAUGAACUAUGGCCUAGGACUGCAGUUCUGUGGCACUGAUGCAACUCUCAAGUUGUUGUAGAAGUUGUAAGACACCAUGUUCCUAUGAAACAAGGGGUAAAGGUUGAUGGAUGUCAGAGUGAUCCGGUGGCGAAAUGUGUGUUUUGGGGUUUGCAGAAACUGUUUUGGAAAUGUGAUGCUGUUUUAAGGACUGUGGAGAGCUGUAAUAAAACAGCUUGAGUGAAAGGUUUGUUAUUAACACGUAUUCAACUACAAAUGUCAUCGUAUUGUGUCUAGUUUGUCUGAGUGUUUUCACACCCACCCUCCAAUGAAAAAGUGUCCAAACGAUAGAUUUUGCACGUUUACUGUUGUUUGAGACCUCCACUGUAAAUUGUGAAUGUCUCUCAUCAGCUUUUGGUCUGCUACUCAACUCAACGUCUCAUUUAUGCCAAACUGAAAUAAAUAAAUUACAUCUGUCCAGACAUUCUUUUGGCUCCUAAUUUUACUGCAAUGUCCCCUUUUAAUCAUAUUAACAAGAAUGGAAUAAAAUGGAAUAGAAUAGAAUAGAAUAGAAAUGACAUCAGCUCACAAUGACUUGCAGUCUUUUUUCCAUGUCAGAAUGAUGGAAAUGACACUGUAGUAAUUAGUAAUAGCAGAAAGGUACAGAAAAAUGUAGAGUGGAAAGUGUAGUAGCUCUAGCUAUUAAAAACAGUUCAGAGAAAAAAAUUAAAUGCACACAAUUCCCCCCAUGGUUUCUGACACUGUGUGACACAAUGCUGUUGAUAAAUGUGAACAGAAGUAGCUAAAAACAUCACUGUUAUUCUGAAGUCUGAAUUUUUAAGAAGCUCCUACUAUCAGAAAAACUAUUUGACAAACUAUCUCUAGAAGUUAAAAAGUGAGUAUAGAAAUAGGGGAGGAUGAAAAGGUAAAGAAUAUUAUAUUACAAGACAUUUUGAGGAUGAAAUGUAUUAUUGCUGCAAUAUUUAUUGCAGUAAAAUAUCAACAAUAAAAUAGUGAGAAAAAUCAGCGAUCAGUAGCAGUUUAGUUAGUUUAAUGACUGCUAUUCAAAUACAUUACCCUACUUAUUACUACUAUGGUUUUAUUUGUAAAUCAAUCUAAUUAAACAGGAUUAAUUACAGGGCUCAGAUUGGUCCCACAUCACGAGGUGAUGUGGGUCAGCACAGGCAUAACUUCUAGACAUAUGUGUUGCAUCUCAUGGCAUGGCAGGGCUUUCAACUGGUAUUUUUUAGAAGGAUAAUGCUUGCCCACACACAGCGAGUUUCCUAGAAAUGUCUUCGUCAGUUUGCAACAUACCUUAGCCUGAUUGGUCAGCAGAUUUAUUGUCAAUCAAGCAUUUAUGGCACCAGUUCAAUCCAAUUAAACAGGAUUAAUUACAUGGCUCAGAGUGGUCCCACAUCACUCCCAGGGUGAUGUGGGUCAGCACAGGCAUCUGUUUGCUGAUGUAUCAGAGCUGUAAUGCUGCGCUUUCCUCCAAACGUGCUGGCUACCUCCUAACGCUGGAUCAGUAGGAGUUCAAAAAGAGGCAGUGGCUGACUUCACAUUUUUAAAGGAGGCAUGUGCUAGUUUUCACCUUCCACCCUGUUGAGUGGGUCGAGUAAUUAGCCUUCUAAAUGAGAAAUAAAAUUAUUAAAAAAUCACAUUAUUUCAAAAAUUUAUACUGUACAUAAUUACAAAAUCACAAUGCAAUUAAAUAUUUUAACAUUUAAGAUUCCUUUUUUUUUUAAGAGGAUUUUUUUUCUUAUAUAUAUUAUACCUUCCUUUGAAGUCCGUGCUUGUUUAGUUUAAAUAGACUUUGAAUUAAUGAAGAAGCAGAAGAGAGAUAUAGCAGAUACAAAGACAUUCUAAAACCCACAUAAACAUUUCAGAGAUUCUACUUUUUGCAUCUAUUCUGCUGAUGAUAAUAUAACUUAUUAUAUUAUUGUCCUUUGUCCUAUUGUCCUCUGCUGCACUUUUGGAGCCAUUUUAUCUCUAUGAUAAUUCCAUUAAAGAGGAAAUUGUUCUAUUUUUUUUUUACUUUAAUUCAGCAUGGAAGGUUUGCUGUAAUUGCCAUGGAUCUUUCAAUCAGUCAGUCAAUCUCUGAUUCCAGUCAGAGGGAGCAGGAUGAAUUGAACACUGGGGACGUUGUUGUGUAGUAUAGAUUAGGUGCAGGUGUUAGUCAUAAGGUUGUCUCGCCUCUGGGGCUCCAAAGUUGUUUGCUUUCAAGGUUGUUUAUUAGCAGCGGCGUGUCGGCGUGGCUCAUAUCGUUACGCACUCUUGAUCAAUAGUACUCUGGAGGUGUUACUCCUCAGCAGUGCUGCUCUGAUGAUGGAGGAGGACAUGGUUCCUCGUGGCAUGCCCUCAGCUCACUGGCUACUAUUUAUAACUCAGUCAAUUCCAGCCGUUUACUGGCUAUUUGACAUGCACACCAUAUCCAGGCUGACUCCUGACCCGUUUGUCCUCGGGCAAACCGCAAGAGCGUUGGGAGCCGGUGGUCUUUGUGUCGUGUUUCACCUGACUGAAACAGAAUAGGCUACUGUUUUGUCUGUAUCUGGUUACCCCGAGACAGUGAGGUGACCCAAUGACCUGAAAGGGAUCAAGGUCACUGGGCUCUGCUCUAAAAAUGGCACAUUCCCCAGACAUGCCGUCAGAUAGACUAGCUGCUAUCAUUCAGAGAAGAAGAAGCAGAACUAGAGGUAAAUGAGGUAGACAUCCUUCAAUGGGAAAAUAUUGUGCAUCUGUCAUAAAGCCCAUAAAUGGCUUUUGGUGUGUGUAGUAUCUGAAAGAUUAGUCAGUCGAUUCUUGCGUCAUGCUGACAGGAAGGUGUCUGUCACCAGGUCAUAAAUAAUGGGUUAAUGAAUGGGUUUAUAAUUUACUAUAAUCUCUGCUGUAAAAAUAAAAACAUAUAAACAUA